UGUAAUUUCGGAAAAUAUUGUUAGAUUAAAGCUUCCCAGUUUUUCGGUGUUGGUAUCCACCAGGUUAAAGGUCAACAUUUCUUGGAAUAGAUCGUGAUGCGCAGCAUUUCGGUGUUUUGGCCUUGGGAAUUUUGAGAUUGCUCCAAAAUACCGCGUCGUCACUUCAACUGCGCUUACUGUAAGUAACACGGAGGCAUUACUUAAGGAGAUAACCACGACAACAGCUCGAGAAAGGCGGCGGGGAAAGUUGGUGAGGUCUCGCAGUUUUGGGGGCGGGCGGCCGCUGGGCCCGGUCCGCGAUCACGAUGUCGCACUGCCGUAUCGCAUGACAAGGCGCUAUUUACGGGGAUCAGUGAUUCCCGUCUGUCAUGUCUGGCUACGUCCGUACGGAACGAAGACACGCAAACCCCCGGAGAGCUGCCGCUGAUGGACGUUCAGAGCGAGACAACUUUUCGAUCGAGUUCAAGUCACCGGGAUUCUGCCAAGGCUCCUGAUGUUGCAGACUUUCGUCAUUGAUGCUGAGACGUGCCGGUUCUUACAUGCCUUGCCAUCAUGUCAUGGCGGACCGUGGUUCGGGCUUGUCACGGACGAUCUGUAUUUUGCUGAUGCUGAUGGUUUGCCUGUCCGUGAGCCGUGCUCAGAUUAAGGGCGCGGGGUGGACCCCGGAGGCCUACCCUAACCCCCAGACCCAGCCCGCCCUCUGCGGCAGGGCCAACACCUUCAGAAACUCCUCCUGGAUCUGUGACCCUGACGGCAUCCUCACCAGAUGGCAAGCGGAUGAGCUUGAUGAGUACCUGGAGAGUGUGAGAUGGGAGACGCCGUGUCCCUGUGACGUGUGCGACGGCGUAGCGGACGGCUACAACAUCGCCGUGGCACUCAUGAAGAGUAUGACUGUCACUGAUAAAUCACAUAAUGUAUCGUAUAGAGCACAGAAUUUUGCCAAUUACCUGCGAACGACUACAUGGGACUUUGGGUCGUGUGACGAGGGCGUGGUCAUCCUGAUCUCACAGAAAGAAAGACGGAUCUAUACUUCGGUCAACAAAGAAGUCGGACUCAAACUGACCCCCUUCCGUCGGACCAGCAUCUAUGAGAAGCGCCGCGGGCUGUUCUCCCUGGAUAACUACCAGUUGGGACUGGCCACCCUGGUGUUCGACUACAAGGCCGUUCUCAUCGGUACGUACCAGGACGUGGAAGAGAUGGCCGAACAGAACCUGAGCACGGUGGUCAGCGGCGUGUGCGUGGCCCUGUCCUUCUUCUUCUGCUGCGGCUGCUGCCUGGUCCUGGGGAAACACGAGGUGGAGACACGGGGAACCAUGACUCCAUCUACCAGCAUGGGUACAGAGACAGCCGAGCUGAUGGCGGUCAGGCAGCCCGGCCAGGGCUACACCAGCGUGGCGGGGUUCGGCGGAGGGGACGCCGGCGCAGACGCUGGUGCAGAUGCUGGGGGAGACGCCGGUGGUUUUUAGAUGUUUUCCUGGGAAACACUGACUGAGUGGUACAUGUACAUACCAGCCAUAGGAAAAAAGUAACACAACCCUGUGUACUGUGUUUAGUGUCACUUCUUUCUUUGAUACCCUUUUUUCCAAAAACCACAGUACUUUUAAUGUCUGACACAAAGUUCCUAAUUUGACGAUAUCAAACAAUAGCAUGUUCUGUAACUGUGCUGUAAUUAUGCAGUAGGACAGUAGGCUGUACACAGAGUUGUGCUUUUUUUUCUGCUAGGAAACAAUUUAAGCUUAUGCCCUUUUGGUACAGUGUUCUAGUUUGACGUGUUAUUGUUUGACGGCUAACCCCCACCUCAAAAUGCACUGAAGGAAUUCCUUGCAAGGACAUGUUGGAUUUUUGAAGCCUUUGCAAGCAUUUGGUGUUUGGACUGUUAUAUGAAAGAUACUGAUAAAUCCUACACCAGACACCAAAGACAAGCUGACCCAGGACAAGGCAAAAAUGGGAAAUAAGACAGAAGAGACCAGCAACUAAGGAAUACUCUUUGAAGGACUGGCAAUGAUGAUGACAUUGACAAAGAAUGGAUGAUGGAAUAGGGAUAACGUGGACAUUCUUAUAUGGACUUUUUUCCAGUGAAGAGUAUUUUUUUACUGUAAACUCUGGCUCCAAAUACGUGAUCUCCAAACAAAAUAGCAAGUCAUUUUCAAAAGCAGUUGCCUUUGGCAAGGUAUUUUUAGAAUUUAAGAUGUGGAGUUUGACUUAACUCAUUAAAGAUCCAUGGAUGGUGGCAUUGUCCUGAUUUAAUAACUUCAUUCUGUCGCUCCGUUGAAAUGCACUGGUCCUGGAGUUAAUGUGUUAAGUUGUCACUAUGUCUUUACUUGUGUCCCCUUUAAUUUGGGUGCCCUGUACCUCUGUAGAGAACUGUGGGCCACAAGUCCUAUCUAUACUUCUCAGGGCUGGAAGUACCACCUGCUUAUGCAGGUUAGUGCAGGUAAAAUUGGAGAUGUGCAGGUAUUUUUGAUAACCACCUGUUCCUAACCUGCACUGGGGCAUGACAAAACCAGCGCCGGACACUAGCUUUAGGGGGACAUACAUACAUGCAUGUAUACAUGUAUGACCAUUGGUGGUCAAAAACUGACUUCCAUUCUUCAAAGUAGCAUCAUUGAAGACAGCAAAGAACAAUAAAAUUUAAAAUGGUGCUACUAACUACACUAUUUUCAAAACAUUUCAAUUUCUUCAAGAAGUAAAAGGCAAAGUCAAGAUAUGACAGUCUAUAGCCACAACUUAUGAACAAAGGCAGUCACUGAUCAAGGACUUCACAGAAUCAAGUAGUAGGAGGCUGGCAGAUUGAUUAUAACACAUCCUUUGCAGGGACUGCUACCUGACAUGUGGUUCUUCAAUUAGAGAAGAAAACAUGAUUUGCUGCUACCCAUGCAUGCACAGAUUUUAGGUGAUUUAUGAAAUGACAGAAUUGUUGCUGUCAUAAAACAACCAUGUGUUGUUCAUUUCAAAACAAGAUAUUUUCAUAUGUUGUUCAUUUAUUCCUAUCAAGUACAUCAUACAUGUAUUUGGGGACACUGGAGGUCUUCCAUAAAGUCAAGUCACUAAUAAUGUUUUGAAAUCUAUGCAGUGUGAAGCAGUU
This is a messenger RNA of Branchiostoma belcheri (Belcher's lancelet), 3085 nucleotides long. RefSeq lists its product as uncharacterized. The record is from RefSeq and is a predicted model, not a curated record. Gene Ontology annotation, cellular component: acetylcholine-gated channel complex. The transcript is spliced from 4 exons. Lineage: Eukaryota; Metazoa; Chordata; Leptocardii; Amphioxiformes; Branchiostomatidae. The coding region runs from base 516 to 1466 and encodes 316 amino acids.